Molecule: messenger RNA, 540 nt
Organism: Phytophthora sojae
Lineage: Eukaryota; Oomycota; Peronosporomycetes; Peronosporales; Peronosporaceae
Exons: 1
Source: RefSeq, a predicted model, not a curated record
AUGACGCCUGCGGUGGUUGCUGAAGCGAAUCUCGUCAAGCAGAGAGUCAUUGACCUAGUCCUCGCGAACCUACGCUACGAUGUCCAAUUGAAUCUAGUCGGCCCGCGCAGGGAGCUCCGCCGAUUGUAUCCUGGCGAAGAGCUUCCACGCUCCGACAAAGCGGCGGCAGCAGCGCUAUAUGCUCAUUACGCGAAAAUGAGAGCCGUCUCGGUCGCCGACAAGAUGCCCCAAGCAUUUUGGGAGGGCCCUCACGUCCUUCGCGCCAUGGCUGUCUACCUGCGCGAGCCCGUUUACGUGUGGGAUGUCGCCCCCGACGACACAGCCCACGCCCAACAGUACACGUACAAACUGUUUGACAUGAACAAUGGUGGCCGACACGAAACCGGGGUUGUUGAGAUACUCACCGAUGACCGAAUCCGAGAUAUCCUCGAGGAAAGCUUCAACCAGCGAGUCAUACCGACCAUGCUGCUACUCAAGCACACGGAAGGACACUUCUACGGCGUCCAGCACGGCCCAACGUUCCAUGCGUGGCAUGCACAA